Cokeromyces recurvatus is the source of this 1943-nucleotide messenger RNA. RefSeq names its product major facilitator superfamily domain-containing protein. Gene Ontology annotation, molecular function: transmembrane transporter activity. Gene Ontology annotation, biological process: transmembrane transport. NCBI's taxonomy places the organism in Eukaryota, Fungi, Mucoromycota, Mucoromycetes, Mucorales, Mucoraceae. The transcript is spliced from 2 exons. Gene Ontology annotation, cellular component: membrane. The coding region runs from base 121 to 1731 and encodes 536 amino acids. The record is from RefSeq and is a predicted model, not a curated record.
GGAAUACACAUUUGUACUUUAUAUAAAUAGGAUAAGGAUUUUUGAUUUUUAAUUAUCAUUCUUUUAUUUACUUUAUUUUAUUUUUCUUAAUCUUAUUUAUUAGAAUUUAAUAGAAUAUAGAUGACUGAUACAGCUGUUUCUGAACGUGGACAAGAACGCUUUGUCACUGCUGAACAAAAGCUUCACUCUCUUGAAAAAUUAGAUGAUACCGGUGCAGGUGGCUGGAAUUGGUUUACAGCACGUACUAUCCUUACGUCUGGUGCAGGUUUCUUUACAGAUUCUUAUGAUGUAUUUAUUAUCAACUUGAUUACGCCUAUGCUUGGUUAUGUUUAUUAUGCUCACAAUAAUAAUAAGAUUCCAGCAGAUAUUGAAGGUAUAUUGAAGGGUAUGUCUUCUGUAGGUACCUUUAUUGGUCAACUUCUUUUUGGUUUCUUGGGUGAUAUCGUGGGUCGUAAAAUUUAUGGGUUUGAAUUAUUAAUCAUUAUCAUCGGUACUAUUAACUGCGCUACCUCUGCUUCUGCUAUUCGUGGUGUCUCUACUAUCGGCUUCCUUGGUCUUUGGCGUCUUAUUCUUGGUAUCGGUAUUGGUGGUGAUUAUCCCAUGUCGGCUACUAUUACCUCUGAAUGGUCUGCUGCUGGUAAGCGUGGUAUGAUGAUGGCUCUUAUCUUUUCUAUGCAAGGUAUUGGUAACUUGGCUGCUGCAAUUGUUACUUUAAUUCUUUUGGCUAUUUUCAAGAAUGCUAUCAUCUCUGAUGUUAUGAACUUGGAUUAUGUUUGGCGUCUCUGUAUUGGUCUUGGUGCUAUCCCCGCCGUUGCCACUAUUUACCUUCGAUUUACUAUGCCUGAAUCCCCCCGUUAUUCUUUAGAUGUCGAACAUGAUGUUGAAGCCGCUGCUCAGGCUAAAGGCCAAGUGGUGUCGAAUGAAAUGUCUAAACAAUAUACUAAAGUUGAAACAAAACGUGACCAUUGGGCAGAAUUUAGAGCUUACUUUAGUCAAUGGAGACAUUUCAAGGUCUUACUCGGUACUGCCUCUGCCUGGUUCCUUUUGGAUGUUGCCUUUUAUGGUCUUGGUCUCAACAAUUCAGCUGUCUUAUCUGCUAUUGGAUUUGCUAAUAAACCCACCCCCUUUGAAGCCCUCUGGGCUAACACUGUAGGUCAAAUUAUCAUCACCUGUCUUGGUUCUGUCCCUGGCUAUUACAUUACUGUCUUUACCAUUGAAAAAUUAGGUCGUCGUUUUAUUCAAAUUAUGGGUUUCGCUGUUACAACUGUAUUAUUUGCUAUCCUUGCUGGAUGUUAUAAACUCUUGAUUGAACGUUCUGUACCUGUCUUCAUCUUCCUCUUCACUCUUGCUCAGCUCUUUCAAAACUUCGGUGCCAACUCCACCACCUUUAUUAUUCCAGGUGAAGUCUUCCCUACUAAAGUACGUGCCUCUGCUCAUGGUAUCUCCGCUGCCUCAGGUAAAGCAGGUGCUAUCUUGGCUUCCUUUGCCUUUAACGCUCUCGUUGACCAUGGCGGUCCUCAAGGUUCUCAUGCUUUCUUACCUCAAGUGCUUGGUAUCUUUGCUGCUGUUAUGUUCUUAGGUCUUAUUGUUACUAUUCUUUGGAUUCCUGAAUCUAAAGGUAAAGAUCUUGACGAAUUUGAAGAAGAUUAUAUCCCUCGUACCAAUAGUCCUCCUGAAGAUAAUUUGACUAUUGAAUCUGUCUUUCCUAAUGAACAAAGACCAAAGGCUUAAGAUAUAAAGCCCCUCUUCUUUUUUUUUCUCACUUUGUAGCACAUUUAUUGCAUAGCUUUAUAAUGAAUUGUACAUUGCUAUACCUAUUCCCUUUCUACGUAUCUUUAUAUCUCUCUUUUUCUUUUAUAUAUAAAUGUAUAUAUUUAUAUAUAAAUUGUAAAUAGUCAAUAUUAUUAAUAAAAAUAAACUUUUUAUAAUAUAUUUGUAUUGUC